Molecule: messenger RNA, 1405 nt
Organism: Cornus florida
Lineage: Eukaryota; Viridiplantae; Streptophyta; Magnoliopsida; Cornales; Cornaceae
Product: expansin-A15
Exons: 3
Coding region: 178-921 (247 amino acids)
Biological process (GO): plant-type cell wall organization
Cellular component (GO): extracellular region
Source: RefSeq, a predicted model, not a curated record
UUCUUCACUCAUCUCCCCCUCCCUCUCCUCAUUUUCUCUCUCCAUCUCUUUGUUUCAAGCUCAAUUCUCAAUGUAAUUAACCAUCCUCUCUCUCUAGGUUUUUAUAGAAUAAUGUAUUUGUAGUUAAGGGGUUGAAGAAAAAAUUCUAAAAAAAAAAACGCUUGUUUGUGCAGGAAAAUGGCUCUUCUUGGUUUUUUCUUGGUGGGUUUUCUCUCCAUGGCUUCACUUGUCCAUGGCUAUGGAGGGUGGACCAAUGCUCAUGCCACCUUCUAUGGCGGCGGUGAUGCCUCUGGGACAAUGGGUGGGGCAUGUGGGUAUGGAAAUUUGUAUAGUCAGGGUUAUGGAACAAACACAGCAGCUCUGAGCACAGCUCUGUUCAACAGUGGGUUGAGCUGCGGGUCUUGCUAUGAGAUUAGGUGUGUGAAUGAUGGUAAAUGGUGCCUGCCUGGCUCCAUUGUGGUCACAGCCACCAAUUUCUGCCCACCAAACAAUGCCCUCCCUAACAAUGCUGGAGGCUGGUGUAACCCUCCCCAGCAACACUUUGACCUCUCCCAACCUGUCUUCCAACGAAUUGCCCAAUACAAAGCUGGUAUUGUCCCUGUUUCUUACAGAAGGGUACCCUGCAGGAGGAGGGGAGGCAUAAGGUUCACUAUCAAUGGGCACUCCUACUUCAACUUGGUCCUCAUAACUAAUGUUGGUGGUGCUGGGGAUGUCCAUGCUGUGGCCAUCAAAGGGUCAAGGACUGGUUGGCAGCCAAUGUCAAGGAACUGGGGCCAAAACUGGCAGAGCAACAACCUACUCAACGGACAGACCCUCUCAUUUAAGGUCACCACCAGUGAUGGUCGCACUGUGGUGUCCUACAACGUUGCCCCAGCUAGCUGGUCCUUUGGUCAGACCUUCAGUGGAAGACAGUUUCGCUAGAGGACCCUUUAUUUAAGCUAGGGUUUGCUAGUAUUUGUAUUAAUGAGACUCUUUAGUAUGGUAGAGAUUAUAUAUAUAUAUAGAUAUAUAGAUAUAUAAAUAUGUAGUACUCCAUAUAUAGUCAAAUUUGGCCUCUAGGGUCAAAAAUGAGAAGUGGGCUUAUUUUGAAUGGCCCCUCUCAUUUUUAGUUGAUUGCAGGGUAUCCUACCCUUCAUUCUUGAGGCCUUCUUUCUUCCUACUGUUGUAAGGCAGAGGAUUGGUGGCAGAGGUGGUGGACUUUUACCACCCGCCAAGUAGUAAUUAGUGGUGUUUUUACUUUCAUUUGGGGACCUUUCUGUUGUUUUUGGUGCUUGUAAGGUCACUGUAUUCAUCUUCUCUGCUGAAGAUGUUGUCCUUAGUUUGUUGUGUUUGGUUUGUGUAUGAGACUAUAAAUUUGUAGAUUCGAUUUCAGUAGUAAUGAGAAGUGAUUGCUUAUUUAUUACUA